AUGGCUGUUUCAGGGGUCGGAGUUAUGGAAAGUGAUGACGUAAGCCAAGGAGACUACUCGUGUAACUCCGAGACAACCGCAGGUGCCGAGACCAGCGCGAGUGAAGAUGAUGGGAAAGGGAUUCAAAUUAAAAUCAAGAGAGCCAUCGAAAAUGGCAUACUGGAUGAAGCGAAAAAAAAAAAAAAAAGGAAAAUCCUCAAUUUUGACAGAAGCUUGAAAAGAAGAAAAAAUUUCAGAAUCCAACAGGAGGGAUUCAAAAUUAAUAUUCGCAAAUUCAGAUUGUUCAAAAUUGACCACGUGAAAAAGGAAGGGGCGGAAAUGCUCCCCCCAGCGAGGAAUUACCGGGACCGCCCCACUGGGACUGACGCGGACAAAGCGGGUGCUACGAAAUGA
Molecule: messenger RNA, 393 nt
Organism: Plasmodium inui San Antonio 1
Lineage: Eukaryota; Apicomplexa; Aconoidasida; Haemosporida; Plasmodiidae
Exons: 1
Coding region: 1-393 (130 amino acids)
Source: RefSeq, a predicted model, not a curated record